Messenger RNA from Chlorella variabilis, 1131 nucleotides. RefSeq lists its product as hypothetical. The transcript has 8 exons. The record is from RefSeq and is a predicted model, not a curated record. The coding region runs from base 1 to 1131 and encodes 376 amino acids. Lineage: Eukaryota; Viridiplantae; Chlorophyta; Trebouxiophyceae; Chlorellales; Chlorellaceae.
AUGCAGCAGGAGGUGUCGGAGCUGGAGGCCCUGGUGGCCGCCGCCUGCGCCAGAGGCGUGGAUGCGGCGCGGUGCCGAGACGUGGUCGAGGACGCCGUGAGGCGGGCGCGGCGCAGGGGCAGCAUGCUGCCGCACCUGGACAGCAGCCUGCUGCUGUCAACCCUAGAGCAAGCCAAGAGCGAGAUAGCCAGCCUGUCAGACGUGACUGCCACCAAUGCCGAGGUGAUGGAGCAGGAGCUCCUGCAUCACGAGGAGAGGGCCGAGGAGCAGGCCGCCGCCGGCAGCGAGGAUGUGGCGGCGGCCUCGGUGCAGUCGCUGCCAGACACCCGUACCGCCAAAGCGGCGGCGUCCAGCAGCAGCGGCCAGCAGGGCUCGGUUGUGGGCCUGGGCGAGGAGGACGCCAGCGCCCACAGCGGCGGCCUGGCGCCGCCCACGCCCAGCCAGCCGCCGGGCGGCGCGCUGAGCGCGGCAGACGCGGUGGCUCCCAUGCGAGACUUUGCUUCAGACGUGGCCGCAGAGGCCGCCGCCGAGGCGGAUGAGGACCGCUUCUUCCGGCACACGCUGUCCAUGAAGGCCAGCAAGUCGGGCGACUUCCGAGUGGCCCAGUCGUACGAUUUCGAGACGGCCGUGUCGCCGAGGGCCGCCUACCACGUUCGGGACGAGCCCUUCCGCUUCUCCUCCUCCUCCGACAAGGGCGGCUCCUCUGUGUGGCAGCCCACCGCCGCGGAGGAGGAGGAGGGGCAGGAGGAUCUGCUGGUGUACAGCCGCAGCACCCCUGGGGGUGAGGAGGCGGAGCCAGGGCAGGAGGAGGAGGAGGAGGAGGCCGUGGCUAGGCCUGCCGCAUACGCGCCCGCCGGCCCCUGGGCGGCAGCCGCCCCGCGGCACGGCAGCUAUGGCAGCAGCCGCUGCUGCUCCAGCAUCCCGCCGGGCCUGAAUCCCAUGGCUGCGAUCGAGGGGGGAGUGGAGCACGAUGAUGAGCGGGAGGCGAUCGACCCCCAGUCCCCCACAGGCGUGGGCCAGCUGGACCUGCGCAGCUACAACGAGGCGCCCUUCAGCCUGCACAGCGUCACGCCGCCACGCCACGUCAUGGCUGAGCUGGCGGCGGAGGUGCAGGGGCAGUUGCGGCUGUGA